GAUGGUUUCACUCCUCUUGCCGUAGCUCUCCAGCAAGGUCACAGCGAGGUCGUGGAGGUUUUACUGGAGAAUGACACACGGGGCAAGGUAAAACUGCCAGCACUUCACAUUGCUGCCAAGAAAGAUGACACAAAAGCGGCAGCUCUUUUGCUACAAAAUGACCACAAUGUAGAUGGCGUUUCGAAGAGUGGUUUCACUCCCCUCCACAUCGCUGCUCACUAUGGGAAUACCAACGUAGGCACCCUCCUCAUCCAGAAAGGCGCAGACUUGAACUUCAAAGCAAGGAAUGGCAUAGCCCCCCUCCAUGUGUCAGCCAAAUGGGGCAGGCUGCACAUGGUGACACUGCUGCUGGACAGUGGAGCAGACGUAGAGGCCAGAACUAAAGAUGGACUCACUCCACUCCAUUGCUCAGCCAGAAGUGGACAUGAUCAAGUCACUGACUUGCUGUUGGAGAGAGGAGCACCUUACUCUGCCAAGACAAAGAAUGGAUUGACUCCACUCCACAUGGCUGCCCAGGGAGACCAUGUGGACUGCGCCAGACUGUUGCUGUACCACAAAGCACCCGUUGAUGAUGUCACCGUUGACUACCUGACACCUCUCCAUGUAGCUGCUCACUGCGGGAAUGUGAAAACCGCCAAACUGUUGCUGGAUAGAAAAGCGGAACCCAACUCCAGAGCACUGAAUGGUUUCACCCCUCUGCACAUAGCAUGCAAGAAGAACAGAAUCAAAGUUGUAGAGCUUCUGUUGAAAUAUGGGGCCACCAUAGAAGCUACAACAGAGUCUGGCCUCACUCCCCUCCAUGUUGCCUCCUUCAUGGGGCACAUGAACAUCGUGAUCUACUUGAUCCAACAAGGUGCAAAUCCAGACUUCCCAACCGUACGUGGCGAGACACCUCUCCAUCUUGCUGCACGUGCCAACCAGACCGACAUUAUUCGAAUACUUCUUCGUAAUGGCGCACACGUGGAUGCAAAAGCAAGAGAACAACAAACUCCCUUGCACAUUGCGGCCCGCCUGGGAAAUGUGGACAUUGUUGUGUUGCUGCUCCAACAUGGCGCCUCCCCUGACGCUGUCACUAAGGACCUGUACACACCGCUGCACAUCGCAGCUAAGGAAGGUCAGGAAGAGGUGGCCUCUGUGCUGCUAGAACAUGGGGCACAGCUGGACGUACAGACUAAGAAAGGAUUCACACCCCUGCAUAUCGCAGCUAAGUAUGGAAACAUCAAGGUAGCCCGCCUCUUGCUGCAGAGAGAAGCUAACCCAGAUAUUCAGGGCAAGAAUGGCCUGACCCCCCUCCAUGUGGCAGCUCACUACAACAAUGUCAAUGUAGCCCUUCUGCUGUUGGAGAAUGGAGCCUCUCCUCAUGCAACAGCCAAGAACGGCUAUACUCCCCUUCACAUUGCUGCUAAGAAGAACCAGAUGGACAUUGCAACCACUCUCCUGGAAUAUGGUGCUAACCCCAACGCAGAGUCCAAGAGUGGGUUCACCCCAAUCCAUCUGGCCUCCCAGGAAGGCCACACUGAGAUGGUUGAACUUCUCACGGGGCGCGGGGGGGACCCCAAUGAUGCGUCCAAAGUAAGUAACUAACUAAUAACGUUUCAAGCUGGGUUUUUCUCCUAUCUUCCCCCCUCCUUUCUGUGGGAGCAUGAAGUGGAGAAACCUCGUUGUUAUUGCCAUUACUAACAAGUUCUUGUUUGCCUAAUGCACAAACACUGCUUUCAGAGUGGGUUUACUCCCGUCCACAUAGCGGUGCAAGAAGGACACUCUGACAUGGUGUCCUUGCUAUUGUUUCACAAUGCAGAUCCCAAUCA
This is a messenger RNA of Lingula anatina, 1808 nucleotides long. RefSeq lists its product as uncharacterized. Gene Ontology annotation, molecular function: protein binding. NCBI's taxonomy places the organism in Eukaryota, Metazoa, Brachiopoda, Lingulata, Lingulida, Lingulidae. The record is from RefSeq and is a predicted model, not a curated record. Gene Ontology annotation, biological process: signal transduction.